This is a messenger RNA of Nematocida ausubeli, 714 nucleotides long. RefSeq lists its product as uncharacterized. Lineage: Eukaryota; Fungi; Microsporidia. Gene Ontology annotation, molecular function: RNA cap trimethylguanosine synthase activity. Gene Ontology annotation, cellular component: nucleus. The transcript has a single exon. Gene Ontology annotation, biological process: 7-methylguanosine cap hypermethylation; 7-methylguanosine RNA capping. Bases 1 to 714 code for a protein of 237 amino acids. The record is from RefSeq and is a predicted model, not a curated record.
AUGUUUUACAACCAGUGCCGGGUUAUACGAAGAAAGCUAGGCAGGUGGUCGGUGUACGACUACACGGGGAGCUUCCACCCAGAGCUAUAUAAGUACAUGAAAAACACAAGCACGCUGCUUCCGUGGACUGCGAACAAUAGCUUUCUAUUAGAUUCAGAGUCGUGGUUUUCAAUUACGCCUGCUGACUUGGCGGAGCGCAUUUCGGUUGGAAUAAAGAAUAAAUUUGGAGGGCCUGCAAAGAUUCUUGACCUCUUCUCAGGAGUAGGAGGAAACACGAUUUCCUUUCUUAGACACAAAAACAUAGUGCACUCUGUUGAAAUAGACUACAAGAAGAUUCGGUGCCUACAGAACAAUAUACGAGAAUGCACUACCUCCCCGAACAGCAAGAUCCUGCACUUUAGUGUGUACGAUCCUGCCCUGCUGCAGCAUCUAGAUAAUGGGUAUGACGUGCUCAUGGCCUCGCCCCCGUGGGGAGGGAUUGAUUACAAAAAGAUUUCUGAUGCUAAGCUGUUUAAACUAUGCAGAGUCAUGGAGUUAGAAGAAAUAUACAGAAAAACAACUCGCCUGCGAAUAUACAUGCUGCCGCGGCACAUAUCAGAUGAGGUGUUCAAUGUUUUGAAUGAUAGGUUUUUGGUCUUUUCCGGUGUAUCGCAUAAGAAUAGAGUGGUGGCAAAGAUAAUUGCAGUAGGUGAUGUUACAGGAUUCCAUUUAUAG